GAUGUUUCUCCACUCGCCUAACCCUCCAUGUCUGUGGUGAAGUUGAUCGAAAUAGUGCUGCCCCAGGAUGCGGUCUACCUGGCCGGCUCCUGCAUAAAAGGGCAGGUAGUUCUAACCCUGAACAGCACCCUGGUGGACCCCAUUGUGAAGGUGGAGCUCGUGGGAAGGGGUUACGUGGAGUGGAAUGAAGAAACUGGGGCAUCCCGUGAUUACAGCAGAGACAUUAUUUGCAACAACAAGGCUGACUAUGUGCACAAAACAAAGACGUUCUCAGUGACAGAUAAUUGGUUAAGUGCAGGCAGCCACACCUUUGAUUUCCAUUUCAACUUACCUCCCAGGCUUCCUUCUACCUUCACCAGCAAAACUGGCCAUGUCUUCUACUUCCUGCAAGCCUCCUGCAUGGGCCGGGAGCACAUUCUAGCGAAGAAGAGAACAUACUUGUUGGUUCAAGGGACUUCGAACUUCCACAGAGAAAACGCACCACAGAAUCCCCUGUUUGUGGAGACUGAGAAGAAGGUCUCCUACAAUUGCUGCAGCCAGGGCACCAUCUGCCUGCAGAUCCAAAUGGAAAAGGACACCUUCGUGCCAGGGGAGAGGGUCGUCUUCACCACGGAGAUCAACAACCAGACGGGCAAGUACAUCAAGACGGUCGUCUUUGCCCUCUACGCCCACGUGCGGUACGUGGGCUUCACACCCAAGGCAGAGCGGCGGUUACGGGUGGAGAGCAGUGAGCUGCUCCGGCAGGAGGUCAACACCCAAAUUACACCCUUCAACACCACCAAGAUCGUCAGCACCCUCAACCUCCCGCUGGUGCUGUCCGUGAGCAGCGACAUGCGGGAAGGCGAGAUCAUGAGCACCCAAUACGAGCUGGUCAGCACCAUCCACCUGCCCUGGUCCCUGACCAGCGUGAAAGCCAAGAUUCCCAUCAUCAUCACCAGGAACCCCUUGGACUCAGACAGCUACCAGCUACAGGAGGGGUCAGUGUUAUCCAUGAGCGAGGAUUGCCAGAAUUAAGUGCCCAAACUUUUAAAUAUUAAAAGCUAUAUCACUCUACCAGCAGCCCUUUCCUCAUCUGGCACAGGUGGCUGGCACAGGAGCCAGGGUGUGGGGAGCACGUUGCCUAACCUCCCCAAGCCCGGCCAUUUGACCAUCCAGACUCAUCUCUUCACUGGGGUCUUUCAGUGCCCAGACCAAGGGUGGUUCUGUCCACCAGGGGACACUGGAUGGUGACCUGGGGGAGGAGGUGCCCCUGGAAGUUCAGGGAUACUGCUCAACACCUCAUAGCAUCCAGGAAGGCCCCAACUCAGAGACUGACCCACACUCAAAUGUCAGCAGCGCUGAGGCGGAGACCCUGGGCUGGAGCAAUUCACGGGAGCAGGUGGUUGUUGAGUUCCAGGACUGCACCUGCAGGCCUCUCACCCAGGUCAGCUCCAGCGACCUCCUCUACUCACAGCCCUCCUGGGGCUCCAGGGCUCCCCCAGCCUCGCUCAGGGUAAAACUGAAGUCCUCCCAGCAAAAGGCAUACAUACCUGCCACGUCCAGUCCAUCGGCAAGACAUAGGGGCUCCUUCUCCUAAAUCUACCCAGAAUCCUGCUAUUUCUCUCCACUACUCUGCCUCCCCUUGGCUUCCAUCCAUCCAUCAUCAUUGUUCACCUGGGCCAGUACAGUCAGUUGCACCUGGGUCUCCUGGAUCCUGACCU
This is a messenger RNA of Phyllostomus hastatus (greater spear-nosed bat), 1700 nucleotides long. RefSeq names its product arrestin domain containing 5 (gene ARRDC5). The record is from RefSeq and is a predicted model, not a curated record. NCBI's taxonomy places the organism in Eukaryota, Metazoa, Chordata, Mammalia, Chiroptera, Phyllostomidae. Gene Ontology annotation, cellular component: cytoplasm. The transcript is spliced from 3 exons. Gene Ontology annotation, biological process: protein transport. The coding region runs from base 28 to 1014 and encodes 328 amino acids.